Messenger RNA from Maudiozyma barnettii, 1518 nucleotides. It is a transcript of the gene FMP42, whose product is annotated as Fmp42p. The transcript has a single exon. Lineage: Eukaryota; Fungi; Ascomycota; Saccharomycetes; Saccharomycetales; Saccharomycetaceae. Gene Ontology annotation, cellular component: fungal-type vacuole membrane. The record is from RefSeq and is a predicted model, not a curated record. The coding region runs from base 1 to 1518 and encodes 505 amino acids.
AUGAAUACACCUCAUUCGAGACAUAUCAUCCAAAUAGUUUGUGCCUGUAUUUGGUGCUUACUGGCUUCAGGGAUUAUUUUUGGUUUUGCAGCCCUAAAACCAGUGUUGAUCCAAGAGGGAGUAUACGCCGAUCUGUGUCCCUCGGAAUACAGUAAGAAUCAUGAUGAACCUUGCCAAGACCAAGAUAUGAAAUUGAACUCGAUGUUUACUAUCAGUUCUGCCCUAACUAAUAUGAUGGCCUUGCCUGUGGGAUAUAUCCUCGAUAGAAAGGGACCCCGUAUAUGUGGUUUGAUUGGGUCAUUUACUUUAUUUACAGGUUGCUUGAUGUUUACGAAUGCUAGUAUAUUAAAAUUUUACAUUGAUCCAUAUUUACUAGGUUAUAUGGCACUUGCAAUUGCAGGACCUUUCGUAUUCAUAUCAUGCUUCCAGUUAGCCAACUGUUUCCCAAAGAGAUCUGGUUCGAUUCUAGCCAUUUUAACAGGUUCUUUUGACAGUUCAUCAGCAUUGUUUUUGAUGUAUCGUCUGGUAUAUAAAACUUCUCAAAAUAAAUUUUCUCUGUCCAGAUUUUUCAAAUUAUAUAUGAUAGUACCAUGCUUUAUCCUUAUCUGUCAGAUCACAAUUAUGCCUCGAAGUUCGUAUAAAACACUUGGAACCGUAGCAAAAUUAGGAGUUGAAGAAUUAGACGAAAACGGUAAUGAGAUCAAUGAUGAAACUGUGACUGAAGUUGGACAGGUAACACCAGAUAAUUAUACCGAAGUUUUCAAUGAAGAUCAACCGCUUCUUGAACGUCGCAAAUCAAACUUGGAAAUUGUUGCAGAAUCAAGACUUAAGGAAAGCACAGGCGGUAUAUUUGGAGUUUUACAUGAGAAUACCGCAUUAGAACAAAUAAAAUCUCCUUGGUUUUAUUUAAUGGUACUGUUUGCAGCCAUCAUAAUGGUUAGAAUCAACUACUUCAUAGCAACCAUAAGAGCACAGGAGGAAUAUUUGUUGGAUGACAAACAAAGAUCUGUAACUCUAAAUCAUAUAUUUGAUAUUUUGUUACCAAUAGGAGGAGUUGGAGCAGUUCCAUUUAUUGGGUUGAUUCUAGAUAAUACGACAACUAUAAAUGUUAUUAAACUUUUAGUUUACAUCAGUGCCCUCGUAGGUUUGUCGGGAGUAAUAACACAUUCUUUUAUUAUUAAUUUAUCUGGAAUUAUGCUUUUUGCCGUCUACAGACCGUUUUACUAUACAGUUGUGUCUGACUACUGUUCAAAGGUGUUUGGAUUCACCACAUUUGGUACAGUUUACGGACUAUUAACAUGUCUAUGUGGUGUGUUUUCUAUAUCACAGAAUUUAUUAGAUCAAUGGACUCAUGAGAUUUUUAACAUGGACCCUCGUCCAGUUAAUCUAAUGUUAGUUACUAUGACUAUAAUAUUCGGAUGGGCAUUAAAGAAAUACAUGCAAGAUCAAUUAAAACAGAGAACUACAGAAGCGAGCGCAACUGAAACAGAUGAACAGGUUCUAUUAGACAAUAAUUAA